This is a messenger RNA of Cucurbita moschata (crookneck pumpkin), 1450 nucleotides long. RefSeq lists its product as uncharacterized. Bases 79 to 1053 code for a protein of 324 amino acids. The record is from RefSeq and is a predicted model, not a curated record. NCBI's taxonomy places the organism in Eukaryota, Viridiplantae, Streptophyta, Magnoliopsida, Cucurbitales, Cucurbitaceae. The transcript is spliced from 2 exons.
UCUUCGUGCUUCCGACAGUUCACUCUCUCGCCUGAAUUCGAGACAAUCUUCUUCGUUUGAUCUCGCGUCGACGUUUCCAUGGCGAAUGCCUGGAAAAGAGACAAGUCCCCGAGAUUCCUUUCCCCCAUUUUCCUCUUCUUCCUCUUUUCCUUCUCCAUCCUCAUCCUCUUCUUCUUCCUCUUCGGAAACUCAAGCCCUAUGGAGCGAUCCGCCCCUACUUUCACCAUCAAACCCCAUUUUUCAUUUCCAACGAUAAUCGCCCCCUUCGAUUGCUUCAAAUGCCCUCAAUCGUACCCGGUAAUUGCCAACGUCGUGGAAGGCGUUCGAUACCCGUUUCUGUUUUCGAUCGCGGAUUUGGGGAACUUGCCCGAUAAGCCCCACAAGAACAUCGUCAGGAUGCUUAAGGGAAAGCCCUUUCGGAAGCCUGACAUUUCUGUCACGAUUCAAGAGGUUUUGGAGAAGAUGAAGGGCGGCGAUUCCAGAGAUGGAUUUGUUGUUGAUGUGGGUGCCAAUGUUGGAAUGGCUAGUUUCGCCGCUGCUGCGAUGGGGUUUCGUGUUUUGGCGUUUGAGCCUGUUUUUGAAAAUUUGCAGAGAAUUUGUGAUGGAAUUUAUCUGAAUAGGGUUGGGGAAUUGGUGAAUGUGUUUCAGGCUGCUGCUUCAGAUAAUCUUGGGAAUAUCACCGUGCACAAGUUGGUUGGACGGCUUGACAACAGUGCUGUAUCAGCAGCUGGUGCAAAGUUAGCCUUCAAAUCCAAUGAAGAAAUAGCAGUUCAAGUUCAAUCAAUUCCACUAGAUGAAGUAAUCCCAGAUUCAGAACAGGUGCUCUUAAUAAAAAUCGAUGUUCAGGGAUGGGAAUAUCAUGUUCUAAAAGGAGCAAAACAAAUUCUGUCUAGAAAGGGCAGUGAAGCCCCAUAUCUCAUCUAUGAGGAAGAUGAAAGGCUGCUAAAAGCUAGUAAUAGUAGUAAAAGAGAGAUCAGAGAGUUCCUUCAUUCUGUUGGUUACCAUACUUGCAUUCAGCAUGGUACAGAUGCACACUGCACCAAGACUACUUGAAACCAAAUUCAUUUGCAAACCAUGUCCAGAGACCAAAGAAUCUGCACUUAAAAUCAAGAAAAUUCGAGUCAUCUUGGCGUCGUAUCGUCUAAUGAUCGACUGCCUUCGAAAUGAGCCGUUCUUCAUCUCAAUUGCCAGAUGAAGGAUGUAGCAAGCAUUUCAUAAGCUGCCCUUGGGACUUGCAUUUUGAAGCGCUGGUUCGAUUGGAUGAUCCAGCGCUAUCGAGUUUUCUUUUCCCAUUCAUGUGGGAUGUUCUUGGUUCCUGACAUUUUGUUGUAGCAUUCUUCAGCUUGUUGCUAGUUGAUUUUGUAGAUUAUAACACUUAUUUUCCCAUUAGAUUCGAUGCUUAUCUUACCAUUUGAUAAUAGGAAACCAUGUGACUGUAUUUUGUUGAGCA